Messenger RNA from Acanthamoeba castellanii str. Neff, 2178 nucleotides. RefSeq names its product Citrate transporter. The transcript has 12 exons. Gene Ontology annotation, biological process: transmembrane transport. Gene Ontology annotation, cellular component: membrane. The record is from RefSeq and is a predicted model, not a curated record. Bases 1 to 2178 code for a protein of 725 amino acids. Lineage: Eukaryota; Discosea; Longamoebia; Acanthamoebidae.
AUGAACGAUCCCUUCCUGGAUGCGGAUGAUUUGGGAGAGACUCCCCAAGACUACGAUUUGCUCACCUCCGCCGAUGAAGAUGUGGUUCUGCGCCACUCGGCCUACAUGCGACAAUCCGGCACCUACGGCACCACAACGCCCCCUUCGAUUAUGACUUCAGAGAGUAGGAUCAACGAAGUUGAGACCGAUGAUGAGCCGCCUGCCUCAUUUCGCGCGGCGCCCAUGGCCAAUCUGCGAGUCCUUCUUCGAGGCGUGCUGUCGGCCAAGAACUUCAAAAUCACCCUCAUCCUAUGCACAGGAGAAGCACCUCAUUGGCCUCUCCGCUGCCUGUCUCGGCUCCUUAACUCUGUUGUCAGCUACAUGCUAGCCUAUGACGCGAGUGAAGUAUCGCAACUGGACGUCACGCUGGCCGCCCAGAAGCUUGCCUCCGAGACCGCACAGAUCGCGCUGGAGCUACAAGGCUCUUCGAGCGAUCUCCCCUCCUCUGCCGCGGGUAACUGGACCAAAGUCGAGGACUGGAGCGCGCAGCUCGAUCCCGAGCACGAGCUCGAGGAAAAGCUGGAGUUUGAGCUCCACGAUGUCCACUACAAGACCGUCCGCGUCGUGGUCACCACCAACAGCACGCUGCCCAUUGCGUUGGAGUUGCACGUUUUGGCUGCGGGCGGCCUGGCCAAGCACCAGGUGGUGAUUGGCAUGGCGAUCUUGGCCAUGGUCUACACCAUGAUCAUUUUCAACCUUAUCCACCACACGAUUGCCGCUUUGAUGGGCUCGUUCGUGGCUCUCGCCGCGCUGUCUAUCAUCCACGAACGGCCAAGCUUCGAAACUGUGGUGUCAUGGAUCGACUACGAGACCGUGAGCCUUUUGUUCGGCAUGAUGGUCAUUGUGGGUGUGCUCACCGACACGGGCUUUUUCGAGUGGGCCGCCGUCCGAGCCUACAAAAUGGCCAACGGCGACUACUGGCGGUUGCUGGUGUUGUUGUGCAUCUUGAUGUCCAUUCUCUCGCCCUUCGUGGACAGCGUCACGACCAUGCUGCUGUUUGGACCGAUGACCAUUCGCUUGUGUUCGGUGAUGGAUCUCGACCCGCUGCCCAUCAUCAUCGCCGAAGUCCUGUUUGCCAACAUAUCGGGUACCUCGACCGCCAUCGGUGACCCGCCGAAUAUCCUGAUCGUCAACGGCUUUAAGCACACGGGCUUGAUCAACUUCGGUAGCUUUUCGGCGCACGUUGCGCCAGGCGUGCUCCUGUGCAUUAUUGGCGUGUUCAUUCUCCUCAAGCGACUCUACCGGGAGCAGUUGAAGCGCCAGCCUGUCACACGCAAGAUGCGCGAAAUCGCCAUCUGGCAGAUGACCGUCAGCAAGAUCAACGCCUACGACGGCGAGGAGGCCAAGAUUGUCAGGAAGAAGCUCGAGGAGCACAUCAAGAACCUGAAAAACGUGGUGCGUGAGGGAAAAGCAGUGGGUAAGGGCAACCUGGCCGAGGCCGAGUAUGUGGCGGAGAUCGAGGGCAAGUACGUCAUCACGAACAAGCCGCUGCUCAUCAAGAGCGGCAUCGUGCUCUUGAUCGUGGUGUUUGUAUUCUUCCUGGAGGCCUUCGUCGAGCUGCACCUGAGCCUCGCGUGGACCGCCCUCAUCGGAGCCGUCGUCCUCCUCAUCCUCGCCGACGUUCGCGACAUCAACACCGUCUUCGAAAAGGUGGAGUUGGGAACGUUGAUCUACUUCGCGGGCCUCUUUGUACUUUUGAAGGCGCUCGAGGAGCUGGGCGUCGUGCAGUUCAUCGCCGACCACACCGCAUCGCUGAUUGGCCAGUUCCCUGAGGGCAAAAUUCGUCUAGCGGUGGCGAUCACGCUGCUGGUGUGGGUCGGCGGCACGAUCGGCGGCGUCAUAGACAACAUUCCCUUCACACAGACGAUGAUCCCCGUCGUGGCGCGGCUCGCCAGCGACGACAUGGGCCUGCCCCUCACCCCGCUCGUGUGGGCCCUCGUCUUUGGCUGCUGCCUCGGAGGCAAUGCUACGCUGAUCGGAGCGCCGGCCAACAUCGUUGCGGCAGGUCUGGCAGAGCAGCAGGGCUACAAGCUGACGUUCAUGCACUUCUUCCGCAUCGGUUUUCCGUGCUGCCUCCUCACGCUUCUCAUCUCCAACGUCUACCUCCUCGUCACCCAUGUUCUCAUCCCCUGGUACUGA